This is a messenger RNA of Spizellomyces punctatus DAOM BR117, 1886 nucleotides long. RefSeq lists its product as uncharacterized. The record is from RefSeq and is a predicted model, not a curated record. Bases 670 to 1797 code for a protein of 375 amino acids. Gene Ontology annotation, molecular function: hydrolase activity, acting on ester bonds. The transcript is spliced from 3 exons. NCBI's taxonomy places the organism in Eukaryota, Fungi, Chytridiomycota, Chytridiomycetes, Spizellomycetales, Spizellomycetaceae.
GGGGGGGGUUUCCGGUUGGAGAUGGGAGACGUCUACUAUGAUUUACAGAUGGGAGAUAGGCUUUGAUUUUUGGGGUUUAACAGCCGGACUAUUUCGGCAAAGCAAGUGGACGGUUGAUGCAAAGGCACAUACGAUGUAGUGUGCACACUUUGCACACUAGCACACUUGCACACUUGCACACUUGCACACCUAUUGUACUGCCAUAAGUUUGCGCAGCUGAGGACCCCGAUUUCCUAGUGAAAAGCAGCUCAGUGACACUGCUCGCUAUGGUUGACAGAAAAACCACCACUAUACUAUUGUUUGGAGUAUGCGAAUGUAUGCUCUUAUUCUUGCCUUGUCAAAGUGAGCAGACAGUGUUUGACCUUCAAAGUGACCCCUCGUUUGCAAGUUCCCAUUAUUUUUUCAUUUUCCGUUCGUCUCUCGCGCGGUACCACCACGGCGAAUAAACAAGGGAAAUACUGGAUUUCCUUUUGCCUUUGUGCCCUUUAUAUUUUUACGUUAUUUCCUUGAAUUGCGUCCAAACGGCCCCCAUGUUGGACCUUUUUUACCCGGCUUUGAAAUUGACUUUUUGUCACGCAAGAUGGUUUUAUUUAAACAUGGAGGACUUGAACUUCCGUCCGCCUUUCUGGUUUGCUCUCACCUCUUGCCCACUUGACACUCUUGUCCACCAUGUUGCUGCUUCGUGCGUCGACGCUUUAUGUAUUGUUGACGACGUUCAUAGCGGCGAGUGCAACACGGUUUCGUCGUGAUUCACAGCCCGUCAAAACUGUCGUCGUCUUUGGGGACUCGUUUUCCGACACUGGCAACAUUGAAAAAAUCUAUGGUUUCCCUGUCGCACCAUACUAUCAAGGACGCUUUUCCAAUGGUCCCGUGUGGGUGGAAUACAUUGCUCAGGCGCUGAACAAUGCGACCAUGGUCAAUCAAGCGUACGGUGGAGCUGUAGCAAAUCGCCAGAACCUUCCCUUGAGGGCAUCCACUCGAAAUGACACAUAUCCACCAGACGUCAAUGAACAACUGGCCUGGUAUCUCGGAAACACCACGACGCUUCCAGACCCAACUACAACACUCUACCCAAUCUUUAUCGGAGCAAACGAUUAUCUCCACACUCUGGCUGCAGGCGGCCUACCUGUAACGAGCACCAUCGCCGGUUCAGUCGUCGCAUUUAUCAAAUCCCUCCACACAUCCAACCUUAAAGCCUCCCGAAUGGUGGUGAUGACCCUUCCUGAUUUUGCCAAAAUUCCAUCGUUUACCCGUUUAACAAAGAAUUCAAACUCUACUGGCCUCCCACCCGACGCACUCGCUCAGCUCGCCACAUCCUUUUCAACCCAACAUAAUGCAGCCCUAGAAAAAGGCAUCAAAGACCUAGUUGCAUCCACCCCUGGAUUAAGAAUUGAUCUGGUCGAUCUCUUUAGUCUCUUUAACCGUGCCAUCUCCAAUCCUACUUCUUUCAACUUGACCAACGUUACGGCACCUUGUUUAUCCUUUUCUCCCGGUACUACCCCAACGGCAUUGGACACUUCUGUAAACAAGGACCCCUCCCUCAUUACAACAUGCCCGACUCCGAAUUCGUAUCUCUUUUGGGAUAACACCCAUCCCACGACCAUUGCUCACAAGUUUGUGGCAGAUGAGACCUUGCGAGUAUUUAAUCAGCCCACUUCCAACACUGUGACGCCCAACAAUGGCUCAAACAGCUCUACGACCGAAAACAAAAAGAAUGCGGGUGUGAAGACUGUUGGUGGAGGUAGUGCAUCGGCUUUGGGUGCCCUCAUGGUGGCCAUAACCUACUGGAUAAUGUGAUUCCCAUAUCUGUAUUAGAAGUUACUGUAAUCCAAAACUACCUCUGAAAUAAAAUAAUUCUCAACACUCUUGUAAAAAAAAAAAAAAAA